Stereum hirsutum FP-91666 SS1 is the source of this 1457-nucleotide messenger RNA. RefSeq names its product kinase-like protein. Gene Ontology annotation, molecular function: protein serine/threonine kinase activity; ATP binding. NCBI's taxonomy places the organism in Eukaryota, Fungi, Basidiomycota, Agaricomycetes, Russulales, Stereaceae. Gene Ontology annotation, cellular component: nucleus; cytoplasm. Gene Ontology annotation, biological process: intracellular signal transduction; protein phosphorylation. The transcript has a single exon. The coding region runs from base 1 to 1230 and encodes 409 amino acids. The record is from RefSeq and is a predicted model, not a curated record.
AUGUCUAUUCGGGCUUUCCUCUCUACGCGAACAUUCCCUCUCCCCAAGACCCUGUCCUCUACCCUCCCGCGGCUCAUUUCCACAACCACCGCCACCACUCCUCCGCGCCCUCCUCCGCGCCUUCCCCGCUACAUCCCCUCCCAACUCGACUCCGUCGAAAACCCAGAAUGCUAUCACCCCUGCGGUCUACCUCCCCUCUCCAUCCACGAUGCAUUGCACAACGGGCCGCAUAGGUAUAAAAUACUGCAUAAACUCGGUUUCGGCGGAUCCUCUACUGUUUGGCUAGCGAGGGAUUCAGAAGGAGGGAGGUUGGUUACAAUCAAAGCGAUGAGGGCUGACGUACUCGCUGGGCCGAAGACGAUCGACGACCUCCCCGACGUCCGCAUCCCUAACCUCCUCCACGCCACUUCUGUCUCGAAACACCUCCUCACCCCCCUCUCCGCCUUCACCCACCUCACCCCCAACGGCCUGCACCCCUUCCUCGUCUUUCCCUUCUUCGGACCGAGCGUGCAGGCUAUGUAUGAUACCCCCGGUCGAGUGCGCGGGAGUAGGCGGUUGAGGGGGGAGGUGGCGAGGAGGGUAAGUAGGGAGGUUGUGGUGGCGGUUGGGGGGAUGCAUGGGAGGGGAGUCGUACAUGGGGGUGCGCUCUUUGUCUCUUCUACUCCCUUUUCUCUCGGUGCCGUCUCCACUGUAUUUAAAACUGAACCUGCGGGUAUAGAUAUCACGACAUCCAACAUCCUCUUCCGCCUCUCCCCCGCCAUCCAGUCUUGGUCCGACACCUACAUCAACGCCUACUUCGGACCCCCAGAAAUCGAACCCGUCCGUCUCCGUCCCCCUCACCAGGACGAACCCCUCGGACCCCACGUUCCACCUGAACUCGUAGCUCCCAUCGCCGACUCACUCAUGCGCGACCUGAUGUACGUGCAGGAAAGUGUUGUGUUAAUCGAUUUCGGACAAUCCUUCUCCAUCGACUCCAACGGUGUCCCUCCGAAGGAUUACCAGCCUGGAACAUCACUAAACUACCUCGCGCCCGAAACGUACUUCGAAGGCCGGACAGGUUUCCAGACUGAUAUCUGGGCCCUUGGCUGCGCGAUAUUUGAGCUCAGGGCGGGGUUUCCGUUAUUUGAGGCAUUUUUGGGCGGUGCGGGGGAUGUUGUGCGGGAAUGGGUUGAGGUGCUAGGCGAGAUGCCUGAACCGUGGUGGGAGGCGUUCGAAGAGAGGAGGGGUUAGGAUGGGAUGGAGGUAUUGGCGGGGAAGACUUCGAUCCGAGAGAAAUUGAGGGAGAUCGGGACGAUGGAUGAGUCCGAUGGGUAUGAGCGGCGGAUGAUGGAGGUGCCGGGGACGAGGUUGGGCGAGGACGAGGUAGAGUUAUUGGGUGAUUUGUUGGAGGGGAUGGUUAGGUGGCGGCCGGAGGAGCGGCUGGGGAUUAGGGAGGUGUUGGAGCAUCCGUGGUUUGG